AUGCAUAUCUCAAUUACUUCCCUCCUCUCGACACCGCUGUUCUGUGCGGUCGCCGUGCUCGCCAGCCAAGCUACUGACGAUGUGUCAACAUUAGGCACUGAGGCUGCCAAAGCGAGCAAUCAAUCGCUUCUAUGGGGCCCUUAUAAACCGAACUUGUAUUUUGGGGUUCGUCCUCGGAUCCCCAAUAGUGUUUUUGCGGGCUUGAUGUGGGCAAAAGUGGACAACUACGCCACCGCUCAAGAGAACUUUAGACAUACUUGCGAGCAAAAUGAAGGAAUGGCCGGAUACGGCUGGGAAGAGUACGAUGUUCGGAAAGGCGGCCGCGAAACAAUCCACGACGCCGGAAACUCGCUCGACUUGACCAUCGAUUUCGUGAAGGUCCCUGGCGGACAACAUGGAGGCAGCUGGGCUGCUCGAGUGAAGGGUGUGCCUCGCGAGGAUGCGCUGCCCAACCAACCAACAACGAUCGUCUUCUACGCCGGAUUGGAGGGACUCGGCAGCUUGGAUGUCUCGACGGAGAGCGACGACCCUAGGGGAUUCGAGGGCGACGUCAAACUGAAAGGGUACACGUCAGAGCUGGCAGAUUUCUCGAUAGAUGUAACUACAGGCCCUGAGAGUAAUGAACAUCCCGAACAUGUUCAUCCCUCAUAUGAGGAUAGGCCGUUGGAUCGUACCCUGGUAUCGAGUUCGACAGUACCGCUUGAGCAUACCUGGCAGACAAAGGCACUUCUUUUCACGCAAAUGAAGCAGGCAGUCGAUGAGACCGUUGGGAAAUAUGGUGCAGAGAGUCCUCCACCACCUGCGCAAGUUUUCACCAUCAAGAACUCGCCGGGCGAUGGCAAUAUGCAAUUUGUCCAAAAGAUUUUCAGUGGCGCCUUUGAGUUUGAUGUUCUUUUCUCAUCAGGCUCUUCGCCAGGGCCUCUGACUUCUGAGACCUUGACUAGUGAAAUCAAGAGCGCUUCGCUUUCCUUUUCCGAGAGAUUCAAGAGGAUACUCUCCCCCCAGUCCCCUUUCAAUACAGCAGACUACAUUGAAUUCUCCAAGUCCAUGCUCUCAAACCUCGUUGGUGGCAUUGGCUUUUUCCAUGGCACCGAUGUCGUUGACCGCUCGGCCGCCCCCGAGUAUGAUGAGGAAAACGAAGGCUUCUGGGAGGAAACACAAGAAGCGAGAGCUCGAGCACAGCCUGUGCUUGAGGGGCCAAAGGAUCUCUUUACGUCUGUUCCAUCCCGACCAUUUUUCCCUCGUGGCUUCCUAUGGGAUGAGGGUUUCCACCUUUUACCAGUCUUGGACUGGGACCCAGAUCUUGCACUCGAAAUCGUCAAAAGUUGGUUCAGUUUGAUGGAUGAAGAUGGCUGGAUUGCCCGCGAACAGAUCCUGGGUAGUGAGGCUCGUAGCAAGGUUCCACCUGAGUUCACAGUCCAAUAUCCCCAUUACGCCAACCCCCCGACGCUGUUCAUGGUCCUCGAAGCGUUCAUCGAUAAACUUGAUGCUAAGGAAGAGUCGGCUCAGACUUACCGUGAAGACAACGAGAGUCUGCAAUCCGUCUACGUAACGAAACCCGAGUUGGGAGAAGGUUUUAUCCGAUCCAUUUACCCAUUGCUCAAGAAACAUUAUUUCUGGUACAGGUCCACCCAAGGUGGUGACAUCAAGUCUUACGACCGUGAGGCAUUUUCGAGCAAAGAGGCAUACCGCUGGCGUGGACGGUCUGUUCAGCACAUCUUGACAUCCGGAUUUGAUGACUACCCUCGUGCCCAACCGCCUCACCCUGGUGAACUUCAUGUUGAUCUCAUUAGCUGGAUGGGCAUGAUGACCCGGGCGCUUCGCCGCAUUGCCAAUACCCUUGGCGAGAGCGAGGAUGCUGAGGAGUUCAAGGCCUACGAAACUGCAAUUGAAAGAAACAUUGAUGAUCUCCACUGGGAUGCAGAUGCACAGACUUUCUGUGAUGCUACCAUCGAUGAAUACGAAGAGUCGGUUCACGUCUGCCAUAAGGGCUAUGUUUCGAUCGCACCAUUCUUGACAGGCAUGGUGGGCCCAGAUAGCCCUCACUUGAAGGCCGUCAUGGAUUUGAUUGAAGACCCAGAGGAACUUUGGAGUGACUACGGUAUCCGGAGUCUCAGUAAGCAGGAUGAAUUCUACAACACUGCCGAGAACUACUGGAGAAGCCCGGUGUGGAUGAACAUUAACUACCUUGUUCUCAAGAACCUUUAUGAUAUUGCACUUGCACCUGGCCCUCAGCAGAGCCGGGCCUCUGCAGCAUAUACCAAACUACGAAAGAACUUGGUUGACAAUGUAUUCCGAGAGUGGAAGGAAACCGGAUUUGCCUGGGAGCAGUAUAACCCAGAAACAGGUAAAGGGCAGAGGACGCAGCAUUUCACAGGCUGGACCAGCUUGGUGGUCAAGAUUAUGUCCAUGCCUGAAGUUCCCGCCAGCGAGAGAACAGGUCACGACGAGCUAUAA
This is a messenger RNA of Aspergillus puulaauensis, 2457 nucleotides long. It is a transcript of the gene cwh41, whose product is annotated as mannosyl-oligosaccharide glucosidase. The coding region runs from base 1 to 2457 and encodes 818 amino acids. The transcript has 7 exons. The record is from RefSeq and is a predicted model, not a curated record. Gene Ontology annotation, molecular function: Glc3Man9GlcNAc2 oligosaccharide glucosidase activity. NCBI's taxonomy places the organism in Eukaryota, Fungi, Ascomycota, Eurotiomycetes, Eurotiales, Aspergillaceae. Gene Ontology annotation, cellular component: endoplasmic reticulum membrane. Gene Ontology annotation, biological process: oligosaccharide metabolic process; protein N-linked glycosylation.